Chanos chanos (milkfish) is the source of this 762-nucleotide messenger RNA. It is a transcript of the gene srd5a2a, whose product is annotated as steroid-5-alpha-reductase, alpha polypeptide 2a. Bases 1 to 762 code for a protein of 253 amino acids. The transcript is spliced from 5 exons. The record is from RefSeq and is a predicted model, not a curated record. Gene Ontology annotation, biological process: steroid biosynthetic process. Gene Ontology annotation, molecular function: 3-oxo-5-alpha-steroid 4-dehydrogenase activity. Gene Ontology annotation, cellular component: membrane. NCBI's taxonomy places the organism in Eukaryota, Metazoa, Chordata, Actinopteri, Gonorynchiformes, Chanidae.
AUGCACUGCCAAGAGAAUACAGUAAAUUACGUUUGCUGGCUCUUCAUCAUCGGAGGGGUGGCAUUCUUCUUCCGCCAAAUGAGGACUUGCACCCCAUACGGGCGAUACGUAACCUCUGAGUCCCAUGAGGAGAUUAUGGUUCCUGCCAAAGCAGCCUGGUUCAUUCAGGAACUGCCAUCUUUUCUGGUCCCUGCGCUCCUCUUUGUGUUCACGGACAACUCGGCCGGCAUAGGCAGACAUUUCCUCAUCUGGAUGUUCUGUCUUCAUUACUUCCAAAGAACAUUCAUCUAUUCUCUGCUAACUCAAGGAAGACCCUCCCCUCUGCGCAUUGUGGUGUUUGCUGCUAUGUUCUGUUCUCUGAACGGCUGGCUUCAAGGUCACUACAUACUGCACUGUGUCAAGUACGAUGACUCAUGGUGGAGAGACAUUCGUCCAUUUACUGGUUUAGUGAUGUUUUUUUCCGGGAUGGCCAUCAACAUUCACAGUGAUCACAUACUCCGUAAUUUAAGAAAACCUGGAGAAAUUGCAUACAAAAUUCCCAAAGGGGGAAUGUUUGAGUUAGUAUCAGGGGCCAACUACUUCGGCGAGAUUCUGGAGUGGUGUGGCUAUGCCGUAGCGACGUGGUCUUUCUCUGCCGUAUCGUUUGCUUUUUUUACCAUCUGUUCCAUCGGCCCCCGAGCCUUUCACCACCACCGAUACUACAUCAACAAAUUUGACGACUACCCGAAAUCACGCAAGGCAGUGAUCCCCUUCGUUUUUUAA